Messenger RNA from Rhea pennata, 4323 nucleotides. It is a transcript of the gene PRDM10, whose product is annotated as PR/SET domain 10. The coding region runs from base 213 to 3824 and encodes 1203 amino acids. NCBI's taxonomy places the organism in Eukaryota, Metazoa, Chordata, Aves, Rheiformes, Rheidae. Gene Ontology annotation, biological process: positive regulation of transcription by RNA polymerase II. Gene Ontology annotation, cellular component: nucleus. The transcript has 23 exons. Gene Ontology annotation, molecular function: protein binding. The record is from RefSeq and is a predicted model, not a curated record.
CCCCCCUCCCGCUCUGCAGCUACCAUUGUGAGGUGAGGACAGGUGGGGGGGUUUGGGGCCGCAGCGGGGCCGGCGGCGGCGGCCUGGACGCGGCACCCGCACGGGACCCCCUCAGCCAUGUUACUGGAGAUGAUACUGUCUUCUGGAAGUAGAAACACAGUGAACAGAUGAAUCUAUUCAGCCAAGCAUUCCUCCAGUAGAUACCUCUCAUCAUGGAGCACCACAGCAGGGAGGAGAUGGACUCCAAAGAGGAAAGUCCUCAGGUGUGGACUGACUCUGCUGAGCAGGAAGAGAAUACUGCUCAGGUGCACUUUGUCCCCGAAGGGGGAGCAGUGGCACAGAUUGUGUACAGCGAUGACCAAGACCGUCCCUCGCAGCAAGUGGUCUACACGGCAGAUGGCACCUCCUACACCUCCGUGGACACCUCGGAGCACACGCUCGUUUACAUCCAUCCCGUGGAAGCUACGCAGACUCUGUUUACAGAUCCGUCCCAAGUGGCUUACGUCCAGCAGGAUGCUACCACGCAGCAGGUAACUGUGCUCUUGCCUGCUGCUGCUCAGAGCAUGAAUCCCACCAACCUGUCCGUGCUCGGCAACGUUGCCGAAUCCCCCCAGCAAAUGGCUCUGGAGCAGGGUCCACAAGCAGAUAGAGCAUCACUACCGGUGCAUAACCAAGUGUUACCUCCUAUGGAGGCAGUGGAUGGUUCUGACCCUUUAGCACCUUUGCAGAAUCAGAUGGGAAGGAUGGAAACAAAAGAGGAAGAUGAUGAAGACGAGGAUGAGGAUGAAGAUGGGGAAGACACUGACAUGGAUGAGUGGGAUCCAGAUCCACCUCGACCUUUUGAUCCCAAUGAUCUGUGGUGCGAAGAGUGUAAUAAUGCACAUCCCUCUGUGUGCCCAAAGCACGGACCUCUGCAUCCAAUCCCAAACCGACCCGUGCUGACCAGGGCCAGAGCCAGCCUCCCCCUGGUGCUGUAUAUAGACAGAUUUUUGGGAGGUGUGUUCUCCAAAAGGCGUAUCCCCAAACGCACGCAGUUUGGACCUGUGGAAGGACCUCUGGUUAGACAAACUGAACUCAAAGACUGCUACAUCCAUUUGAAGGUGUCUCUUGAUAAGGGUGACAGGAAAGACAGAGAUUUGCAAGAAGACUUGUGGUUUGAACUUUCUAGCGAGGCUCUUUGUAACUGGAUGAUGUUUGUGCGUCCAGCUCAGAACCAUUUGGAGCAGAACUUGGUAGCGUAUCAGUACGGCCACCAUAUUUAUUAUACAACAAUUAAAAAUGUGGAGCCCAAGCAGGAGCUCAAGGUGUGGUAUGCUGCCUCUUAUGCAGAGUUUGUGAACCAGAAGAUCCAUGACAUAUCCGAGGAGGAAAGGAAGGUUCUCAGAGAGCAAGAGAAGAACUGGCCGUGUUACGAGUGCAAUCGUCGUUUCAUGAGCUCAGAGCAACUCCAACAGCACCUCAACUCUCACGAUGAGAAGCUGGACUUCUUCAGCAGAGCCAGAGGCAGAGGUCGUGGGCGAGGAAAGAGGAGAUUUGGACCAGGCAGACGCCCGGGGCGCCCGCCCAAAUUCAUGCGUAUGGAAGUAACCAGUGAAAAUGGAGAAAAGUGUGAAGAAGGGACGCAGGACUUGCUGCAUUUUUCCAGCAAGGGGCAGUUUGAUGAGGCCGGACAAACUACACUGAAUGGGCUGGAGCAGCAAGAACAGACUCCAGUGCCAUCAGAGGCUCAGUCGGCACUGGAUCAGCAGUCAGCAAGCCACCCGCUGCAAAUCCAGCCGCAGCAUGAUGAGAGCACGGUGCCUACGCAGAGCACCAUGACAGCAGAUGACAUGAGGCGAGCAAAGCGUAUCAGGAAUGCGGCCCUUCAACAUCUGUUCAUACGGAAAUCCUUUCGCCCGUUCAAAUGCCUGCAGUGUGGGAAGGCCUUCCGGGAAAAGGACAAACUGGAUCAGCACUUGCGGUUUCACGGACGGGAAGGGAACUGCCCUUUGACCUGCGAUAUCUGCAACAAGGGCUUCAUCAACAGCAGUGCUCUGGAGAGCCACAUGAAGUUUCACAUGGACCAGAAAACAUACUCCUGCAUUUUUUGUCCCGAGUCCUUUGACCGCUUGGAUCUGCUCAAAGAUCAUGUGGCCAUCCAUGUCAAUGAUGGCUACUUCACCUGCCCUACCUGUAAAAAGCGUUUUCCAGAUUUUAUCCAGGUAAAGAAACACGUACGCAGCUUCCAUUCGGAAAAGAUUUACCAGUGUACAGAAUGUGACAAGGCUUUCUGCCGUCCCGACAAGCUGCGACUCCAUAUGUUGCGACACUCGGACCGCAAAGACUUCUUGUGCUCCACAUGUGGCAAGCAGUUCAAGAGGAAAGACAAGUUGCGAGAGCACAUGCAGAGGAUGCACAAUCCAGAAAGGGAGGCCAAGAAAGCUGAUCGAAUCAGCCGCUCAAAAACCUUCAAGCCUCGGAUAGCUUCCACCGACUACGAGAGCUUCAUGUUCAAGUGUCGACUGUGUAUGAUGGGCUUCCGCCGGAGGGGGAUGUUGGUGAAUCAUUUAUCAAAGAGACAUCCAGACAUGAAAAUAGAAGAGGUGCCAGAACUCACAUUGCCUAUCAUCAAGCCCAACAGAGAUUACUUCUGUCAGUACUGUGAUAAGGUGUACAAAAGUGCCAGCAAGCGCAAAGCACAUAUCCUGAAGAACCAUCCUGGUGCUGAGUUACCUCCAAGCAUCCGCAAACUGCGCCCUGCAGGCCCAGGAGAGCCAGAUCCCAUGCUUAGCACCCACACCCAGCUGACGGGCACCAUAGCCACUCCUCCAGUCUGCUGUCCUCACUGUUCCAAACAGUACAGCAGCAAGACGAAGAUGGUACAACAUAUUCGCAAGAAGCACCCGGAGUUUGCUCAGCUCCCUAACACAAUACAUGCUCCACUGGCAACAGCUGUCAUCAGUUCUGCUCCUGCUGUUCUAACCACUGACAGCAGUACUGGAGAGACUGUUGUGACAACAGAUUUACUGACCCAAGCGAUGACAGAGCUGUCCCAGACUCUCACAACAGACUAUCGAACUCCUCAGGGAGAUUACCAGCGAAUCCAGUACAUCCCUGUGUCUCAGUCUGCAACUGGCUUGCAGCAGCCUCAGCAUAUACAGCUGCAGGUUGUUCAAGUGGCUCAGGCUACCUCACCUCACCAGUCCCAACACUCCACAGUGGAUGUCGGACAGCUUCAUGAUCCCCAGACAUACACUCAGCAUGCUAUCCAGGUGCAGCAUAUCCAGGUCACAGAGCCAUCCCCAGCAACUCAGUCGUCAUCACAGGUUGGUGGUCAGCCACUGAGUCCCUCCUCACAACAAUCUCAGCAGGAACUCAGCCCCUCACAGAUGCAGACAGCUACAUCUACGCAAAACCCAGCCCUCCAGCAGCAGCAGAGUUCUUCAGUCCAGCACACGUAUCUUCCCAGCACAUGGAACUCUUUUCGGGGCUAUUCAUCUGAGAUUCAGAUGAUGGCCAUUCCCCAAGGCCAGUAUGUGAUUGCUGAGACAUCUGUAGGUACACCUGUCACGACUGUCAACACGGGGCAAGUGAAAGCGGUUACUCAGACUCACUACGUGAUAUCGGAAGGUCAGCCUGAUCUGGAUGUCAAACAAAACUCUUCGCUCUCCAGUGAGGUACAGGUCGGUGUUUCCCAGCCAUCAGCCCACACUGAUACCUUGGAAUCUCAAACGAAUAAUCAGCAGCAAACCACCCAGUACAUAAUCACUACAACCACCAAUGGGAACGGGGGCAGUGAAGUGCACAUCACUAAACCAAGAACUUUCCCAGCAGAACAUGAAUGAAGAAACCCUGUGGUGUCAUUUGCUUGUACUUUUGACCUCCCCCAAAAGCCCGAAUAUAUGGGUAUCCUGGAGCUCAUAUGAUUUUAAAGUGUAUGCUCACGUAAUGUCAGCUAAAAUCUUGGAGCUCUUGUUAAUGCUUUAAGAGGGUUUAAGUCCCCUGUGACAGUGAAGAAGUACCCUCAAAAAUCCUCCUGGGAUGCCACUUUAUGCAGCUUUUAACAAAAAGGACAAGAAGAGAAAUGGAAUCUCUGCUUGCCCUGGACUUUAUUUUUUGGCAUGUCUGCUGACCCUUAUUUUUCCUUUUUUGGAAGUGUCUCCAGUAAACGACAUUUAUUUCAAUGAUAUGGGAAAAAGCUUGCCUGACUAAAGGCUAACUGGCAGAUUAUGUCCUAUGUAUAUUUUUAAUAGGAGCCGUUAAACAAGAGGACAUCAUGUAAAUUGCCGGAGUAUGGCAGAACUGCUUCCUGUGUGUUUGUUUCAAAAGCAGCCGAGGUGAAAG